AAUUGCCGUUAAUAACAAGUUUGUUGGUGUGGUGCACUACACCCUGUAACUGUAUCCUCUCUCCUCUUAGCACUCUCCGUCUCUCUCUCUCCCACCAUCACAGUUGUCCCAACAACAUAAUCUAUCUAGGGUUCUGCUUUUCCACGAUUAUUUCAACGCGAAUCUAACUUCAAUUCGCACAUUAGAUUCCAUCACACCACUUCACUCCUAACUUAUUCUUAAUUCCUCACCAUUUCAUAUCACCUGCAGACUGCAGUUCAUUCAGAUCUCUUACUUUCUGCUAACUUGUGCAAUACAUAAUCUUCGUUUAUCUGUUAACUGUGUUGUAUGGCUUUAGUUCAGCCAUCUGCUCUCUGUUUCGGUUCGGUUUCCUCGAGUUUUCGACCGUCUUCCUGGUCCAACAGGUUCUCAAGUUCCACCGGUUCCAGAUCGUGUGAUGUUGUGAAAGGUUCACGCUUAGCAUUAACACCAUCAGUUUAUCGGUCGUCGGAGUUUUCGUCUACGAGAAGUGGAAAAGUGCUGGCAAGUGUUCAAGGAGCGAAUGAAACCGAUGAAUCCUCACUUGUGGUUUGUUUCGGGGAAAUGCUAAUAGAUUUCGUGCCUACAAUCAACGGGCUUGCGUUAGCUGAAGCCCCUGCCUUCAAAAAAGCACCUGGUGGUGCGCCUGCAAAUGUUGCGGUGGGAAUUGCUCGUCUCGGUGGUUCGUCUGCUUUCAUCGGGAAGGUUGGAGAAGAUGAGUUUGGUUACAUGCUUGCUGAUAUUUUGAAAGAAAAUAACGUGAAUAAUGAAGGAAUGCGGUUUGAUCCUGGUGCUCGUACUGCUUUAGCGUUUGUGACACUGAGAAAGGAUGGCGAACGCGAAUUCAUGUUUUACAGAAACCCUAGUGCUGAUAUGCUUUUAGAGGAGUCUGAACUUGAUCUUGAUUUGAUAAGAAAGGCAAAAAUAUUCCAUUAUGGUUCCAUUAGUUUGAUUACUGAACCGUGCAAAUCGGCUCACAUUGCUGCAACAAAAGCUGCAAAGGAUGCUGGCGUUCUUUUGUCUUACGACCCGAAUCUGAGGCUUCCGCUAUGGCCAUCUGCAGAGAGCGCUCGAGAAGGAAUCUUGAGCAUUUGGGAUACAGCCGACAUUAUUAAGAUAAGUGAAGAGGAGAUUGUUUUCUUAACAAAUGGAGAAGAUCCGUAUGAUGACAAUAUUGUGCGUAAAUUAUAUCAUCCAAAUCUUAAAUUGCUACUUGUGACUGAAGGACCAGAUGGCUGCAGAUAUUACACCAAGGAGUUUAGUGGAAGAGUGAAAGGCAUAAAGGUCGAUCCUGUGGACACAACCGGUGCCGGAGAUGCUUUUGUAGCUGGAAUAUUAUCAAAAGUUGCCGCAGAUGUCUCAUUGCUCAAGGAUGAAAACCGGUUAAGAGAAGCGCUUAGCUUUGCAAAUGCUUGUGGUGCAAUUACCGUUACAGAAAGAGGUGCGAUUCCAGCUUUACCGACUACAGAAGCUGUCAAUGAUGCUUUGCUCAAGGCGGUUGCAUAAUUAAUUAUCCAUGCAAAUUCAGGUUGUAUAUUAGUCAUUUCCAUAAACACGUUGCAUUUUUCCACAACUGUGAGCUAAUAAUUGUUAUUUCCUCCUUUAACUAUUAAGCCCGGUUAUCCUCUUAGUGCAACCGAGGGGAGAGAGAAAACAGUCGGGACUCAUGAAAUUAUGUCUUGUUAGUCGGAUGAAUUAGAUAAAUAAAAGAAGUUGUGGGAUAUGCAUAAGUAA
This is a messenger RNA of Helianthus annuus (common sunflower), 1752 nucleotides long. Its product is annotated as probable fructokinase-6, chloroplastic. Gene Ontology annotation, molecular function: fructokinase activity. Lineage: Eukaryota; Viridiplantae; Streptophyta; Magnoliopsida; Asterales; Asteraceae. Gene Ontology annotation, cellular component: chloroplast stroma; cytosol. Gene Ontology annotation, biological process: fructose metabolic process. The coding region runs from base 328 to 1524 and encodes 398 amino acids. The record is from RefSeq and is a predicted model, not a curated record. The transcript has 7 exons.